AAUUUUUGGAAAAGCUGCAGUUUACGACCAAAACUAAAAAAAUAAAAAACCAGCCCACGAAAUUCUCCACCGAUCCGUUGUUGAAUAUUGAAAUUUCCAGAUUAUUGAAAUCCACGUAAAUGGUGUUACUGUUACAUAGUGAUAGAUAAGUUUAAAAUACAAAAGCGCCUUUAAAAACCUGCAGUGUGCUUGUGUAGACCAGCAGCAGCAGCCCUCCAAUUUCUGUUCCUGCGCAGAACCUUCUUCACUUUCACCUGUCUUCCGAAACUUCGUCUCUCCUUGUUCAAAUUCCUCUCUCUCUCUCUCUCUCUUAAAUGGAUUUAUCCAUCAUCAGAACCUUCCAGAAUUGCCUCGUCUUCAAUUGAAUUAUUUAUUACUUGCAAGUGUAAGUGCGAUAAUUCUCCCUCUUUUUUUCAGAGUUAUUGAUUUUCCGGUACUGAAUUAGGCGGCGAGACGACCUGAGCUGUAUGGCUUCGCCGUCAGUGGACCGGAAAGGUGGAGAAUCGUGGGGCGAAGAUAUGCCGAGGCUGCUUCCGACGCCGUUUUUGACCAAAACUUACCAGAUCGUCGACGACCGCGCCGUGGACGACAUCAUCUCCUGGAACGUGGACGGAUCCGCUUUCAUCGUGUGGAAUCCGGCGGAGUUCGCCAGAGAUUUGCUCCCAAAGUACUUUAAGCACAACAAUUUCUCCAGCUUCGUUCGCCAGCUCAACACUUACGGAUUUAGGAAGGUUGUGCCAGAUCGGUGGGAGUUCUCGAACGAGUGUUUCCGUAGAGGCGAGACGCAUCUGUUGCGAGACAUUCAGCGUAGGAGAAUGGCGGCGAAGUCGGAGGAUCAGGCAGUGGGUAGCCCGGCGGAGCUGAUUGACGAGAACGAGCGGCUGCGGCAGCAAAACGUGCAGCUCAAUAAAGAGUUGAGGCACAUGAAGAAUCUAUGUAGCAACAUUUACGCUUUGAUGUCCAACUACGCCGGAAGCGAGCGUGCACGUGCUUGUAAAUUAUACAUGACGGAAAAUGUGAAGCCUCUGGAGCUUCUACCGAUGACCAGAUUCUGCCAAGAAAUGACGCGAAAGGGGAGGGAAACUGAAGCUACGUCGGCGGAGCAUCACAUGGAUUUGGAGCUUCGCCUCCCGGGAGACGGUAGGGACUAACGUGUACACUUUGACUCUUGAGAAAAAUAGGAUUUGGAUUUGGAUUGUGUUUUCAAUAGCAUGUGCAAAUGCAAUGCAACACUAUUCGGGAAAUUUCCCGACUUUUUCUUAAUUUUGAAAAUAUUUACUACUUUUUUGGAGGAUAUUCAAAAUAUUUACAUGUAUCUACGACUACGUCUUAUUUAAAUGGAACACAAAAUCUCCUUUACACUCA
This is a messenger RNA of Salvia miltiorrhiza (redroot sage), 1365 nucleotides long. Its product is annotated as heat stress transcription factor B-2a-like. Gene Ontology annotation, molecular function: RNA polymerase II cis-regulatory region sequence-specific DNA binding; DNA-binding transcription factor activity. NCBI's taxonomy places the organism in Eukaryota, Viridiplantae, Streptophyta, Magnoliopsida, Lamiales, Lamiaceae. The transcript is spliced from 2 exons. The coding region runs from base 468 to 1151 and encodes 227 amino acids. Gene Ontology annotation, biological process: regulation of transcription by RNA polymerase II. The record is from RefSeq and is a predicted model, not a curated record. Gene Ontology annotation, cellular component: nucleus.